This is a messenger RNA of Symbiodinium natans, 1866 nucleotides long. The record is from the annotation of a GenBank genome assembly. NCBI's taxonomy places the organism in Eukaryota, Dinophyceae, Suessiales, Symbiodiniaceae.
AUGCUGCUUGGGGAGUGGCAGUGCCGGCCACAUGCCCAGCCAUCUCAGCCAAGUCGGCCACGGGCCCAUGGCGAAGCUCAGAGCCGUCAAUGCAGGUUGGAUUUCCUCAUGGGUGCCACUGUUUGUGGUCUCUGUGGUUCCGGCUGCGCCCGUCGCCUGUGGCAUGCGCAGGGGAGAUGCCGCGGCUCCCGCGUUAAUCGAGUCAGGCGGCAGAUCCUUCCAGCGGGCUUGUCGGAGCUCCAGCAGAAUGCAGAUCACUCCUGGAUACGGGAGCUGACUCCAGAUCCCCAGCAGCAACUCCACGAGCCCAACCACGAGAAGCGGUUGGUCUCUGCAGGUCAUUAUGUCCAGGUCAAGCCAACGCCUUUGCUGAAUCCAUGCCUUGUGGCCUACAGCUCGGACAUGGCAGGCGACUUAGGCCUCUCAGAAGCCGAUUGCCAAUCGGACGAUUUCCUGCAGUACAUGUCAGGGUUUGCGGACACCAUGCCGGAAAUGCGAAGCUGGUGCACCCCCUACACCCUGUCGGUGGCCGGCAACGAAAUUUCAACUGGCAACAUGUAUGGCGAUGGUCGGGCAAUUUCAGUCGGAGAAGUGGUCGUAGAUGGAAACCGAUGGGAGCUGCAAUUGAAGGGUGCUGGAUGCACGCCUUUUUGUCGUGGAGCAGAUGGUCGAGCCGUAAUUCGAUCCAGCUUGCGUGAGUUCCUGGCAUCUGAGGCAAUGCAUCAUCUCAACGUUCCAACGACGCGCGGGCUCUGCUUGAUCAUGUCCCGGUCUGAGAGUGCUUUGCGCGAAUGGCUGGGUGAGCGGGUGUAUGAGCCCUGUGCCAUCACCUGCCGAGUAUCCCGAUCAUUUUUACGAGUCGGCCACUUGGAGCUGUUCGGCCGUCGUGCAAGGGACGCUUGGGAUGGACCCGCGAGGCGGGAGCUGGAGCAGAUCGUCCGCCAUCUGAUUGCUCGGGAAUACCCUGAGUGCUUCGAGGGCGAUGAAGAUUUGUACCAACUUCAAGCGCCUCUCCGGCGAAUGCUCUUGCCGAUGGCACGUCGCAUGGCCCAGUUGCCGGCGGAGUGGUGGCGUGUAGGAUUCUGCCAGGGGAAUUUCCAAUCGGACAACUGCCUCCUUGGGGGCAGGACCAUGGACUACGGUCCCUUUGGCUUCAUGGAAUGCUACAACCCACGCUGGUGCAGCUGGACAGAUGGUAUCGACAAAUUCAGCUUUCGCAAUCAGCCGAAAGCCGCAUACCAAAACUUUACGAGCGCCGUUCGGUCGAUUGAGUGUCUUCUCGAUGCAGAUGGUCGCCAAGAGGCCCAGAGGGUGCUGAGAGCCUUUCCAUCAUUGAUGGCUGAGGCUUUCGCAGAGGUUCGGAUGCAGAAGCUUGGCUUCUCCUUCUGGGAUGACAAUGGAGCACGGUUGUGCGAUGAUCUGCUCGUGCUGAUGGAGCAGUCGGGAGCAGACUGGACCUUGACAUGGCGAUGUCUUGCCACAAUAGCACAAGAUUGGGAUGAACUGAUGGAAAGCGGCAGCCUCCUCACCCCUUUGCAGAGAUGCUUCUACCAAGCCCUGAGCCCAGAUCUCGAGAGAGCAUGGUCUCAAUGGCUUUGGGAGUGGCUGACGCGCCUGAGGGAGGAGGGAGAUGAUCCAGAUGAAGUCGCCAGCCGCAUGCGGCAAGUGUCACCAAAGUAUGUGCCUCGCAACUGGAUGCUCAUGGAGGCAUACGAAGCAGCUGAGAGUGGCAGCUUUCAACUUGCCCAGGAGCUGCUGAAUCUGUUUUCCAGCCCGUACGAUGAACAUCCGGAGUUCGAGUCCCGAUACUUUCGCCUAGCACCUCCAGAGGUGAGAACUCGGCCGGGAGUGUACGUCAUGAGCUGA